GCGCGUUUCUAAUUAAAGGCCCGGGCUAGGCGCUCCCCCCGCUUCCCAUCUUCCCGCCGCCGCCCCCUCCCACUCCACACACACACUUGGGACUGUCUCCUUACGUCGGAGAGAGGAGAAGGAGUGACGGAGCCCUGCCCGGGAGAGCUGCGCUAAGGGGAGGGACGGGGGACUGGGGCGGGAGGGGAGGGAGGGCUUGUGCAGCAGCGACGCUCUCGAGGUUGCCAAGUGGACUUUUAUUGUUUUCCACCCACUUCCAAGUCGAUACUAUCUGCCGUCUCAUGUCCAUCCUAUAGCCUAUAUAAGCGGCUGCGCUGGGGCCGCAGGAGAUGGAGUAGUUUGUGGAUACGGCGGGAGCACAGGGACGGGGGGGCGGCCCAGCCGGGGAAAACUUGGUCUCCCCGCCACUCGCGGGCUGCUCUGCCCUGGAAGAGUCACGGGAGCGGCUCCCGCGGGAAGGACGCGCCGGACCGCGGGACGGAGAGGCAGGGAAACAGGAGGCCUCCCACAGCAGCGGAUCCUUCCUUUUCAUCCGGUCGUUCACCCUUCAGGUCAGAUUGCAAUGAGCAGACUGAGGUCUCCUGGGUUGCUGGUGCUAGUGCUCCUAAUGCUCUCAGCAGGAUAUUGCAAAGAGAAAACUGACUCCACAGAUUUGAAGGACAGGCAAAGUCUCUUAAAUCUGAUCAUGGAGAUCAUUCAGGAACUGAAAAGGUACCACCUGGAGAAGGACAGUGGGGUGCAGUACUUCUCCAAACAUGACUACACCUUAGAUCGAAGGGAAGUGGCGGACUAUGGGGGAUACCAGGAUGAGCAGAGAGUUGAAAUAGUUCCCAGAGAUUUGAGGAUGAAAGACAAGUUUUUAAAGCAUUUAACAGGCCCUCUCUACUUUAGCCCAAAAUGUAGUAAACACUUUCAUCGACUUUAUCACAAUACAAGGGACUGCACCAUCCCAGCAUACUAUAAAAGAUGUGCCAGGCUUCUUACUCGGUUGGCAGUAAGCCCAAUGUGCAUGGAAGGAUAAGAUGUUACUACCAUGAAAAGAAACACCAAGAACCAAGAGAAGUGCCUU
Dromaius novaehollandiae (emu) is the source of this 1069-nucleotide messenger RNA. It is a transcript of the gene ALKAL2, whose product is annotated as ALK and LTK ligand 2. Gene Ontology annotation, biological process: positive regulation of ERK5 cascade; positive regulation of ERK1 and ERK2 cascade. The record is from RefSeq and is a predicted model, not a curated record. Lineage: Eukaryota; Metazoa; Chordata; Aves; Casuariiformes; Dromaiidae. Gene Ontology annotation, molecular function: receptor signaling protein tyrosine kinase activator activity; receptor tyrosine kinase binding. The coding region runs from base 563 to 1021 and encodes 152 amino acids. The transcript is spliced from 6 exons.